Molecule: messenger RNA, 2049 nt
Organism: Marmota flaviventris (yellow-bellied marmot)
Lineage: Eukaryota; Metazoa; Chordata; Mammalia; Rodentia; Sciuridae
Gene: F9
Product: coagulation factor IX
Biological process (GO): zymogen activation; blood coagulation
Cellular component (GO): extracellular region
Molecular function (GO): serine-type endopeptidase activity; calcium ion binding
Source: RefSeq, a predicted model, not a curated record
GCACAAUCUACUAGCAAAGGUUAUGCAGUGCCUGAACACGAUCAUGGCAGAAUCACCGGGCCUCAUCGCCAUCUGCCUUUUUGGAUAUCUACUCAAUGCUGAAUGUACAGUGUUUCUUGAUCGUGAAAAUGCCACCAAAAUUCUGAGCCGGCCAAAGAGGUAUAAUUCAGGAAAAUUGGAAGAGUUUGUUCGAGGGAAUCUUGAGAGAGAAUGCAUAGAAGAAAAGUGUAGUUUUGAAGAAGCCCGAGAAGUUUUUGAAAAUACUGAAAAAACUACUGAAUUUUGGAAGCAAUAUGUUGAUGGAGAUCAGUGUGAGUCCAAUCCAUGUUUAAAUGGUGGCAGUUGCAAGGAUGACAUUAAUUCCUAUGAAUGUUGGUGUCGACUUGGAUUUGAAGGGAAGAACUGUGAAUUAGAUGCAACAUGCAACAUCAAGAAUGGCAGAUGCAAGCAGUUUUGUAAAACAGGCACUGAUAGUAAGGUGGUUUGUUCCUGUACUGAGGGAUACCGACUUGCAGAAAACCAAAAGUCAUGUGAACCAGCAGUGCCAUUUCCAUGUGGAAGAAUUUCUGUGUCAUACACUUCUAAGAAGCUCACCCGUGCUGAGACUAUUUUUUCUAAUAUGGACUAUGAGAAUUCUACUGAAGCUGAAGAAGGCAUUUUGGAUAACAUCACUCAAAGCACCGAGCCAUCUAAUGACUUCACUCGGGUUGUUGGUGGAGAAAACGCCAAACCAGGUCAAUUCCCUUGGCAGGUCCUUUUGAAUGGUAAAAUCAAUGCCUUCUGUGGUGGCUCCAUCAUCAAUGAAAAAUGGGUUGUAACUGCUGCCCACUGUAUUGAGCCUGGUGUUAAAAUCGAGGUUGUUGCAGGUGAAUAUAACAUCGAAGAGAAAGAAGAUACAGAGCAAAAGCGAAAUGUGAUUCGAGUUAUUCCUCACCACAACUACAAUGCAACUAUUAAUAAGUACAACCAUGACAUUGCCCUUCUGGAACUGGAUGAACCCUUAAUACUAAACAGCUAUGUAACACCUAUUUGCAUUGCCAACAGGGAAUACACAAAUAUCUUCCUCAAAUUUGGAUCUGGCUACGUGAGUGGCUGGGGAAGAAUCUUCAAUAGAGGGAGAUCAGCUUCAAUUCUUCAAUAUCUUAGAGUUCCACUUGUUGACCGAGCCACAUGCCUUCGGUCCACAAAGUUCACCAUCUAUAAUAACAUGUUCUGUGCUGGCUUCCAUGAUGGAGGUAGAGAUUCAUGUCAAGGAGAUAGUGGGGGACCCCAUGUUACUGAAGUGGAAGGGACCAGUUUCUUAACUGGCAUUAUUAGCUGGGGUGAAGAAUGUGCAAUGAAAGGCAAAUAUGGAAUAUAUACCAAGGUAUCCCGGUAUGUCAAUUGGAUUAAGGAAAAGACAAAGCUCGCUUAAUGAAAAAUGCAUUUCCACGGUUGAUUCAUUGGGAUUGGAACUGGAUUGGGCCCUUUAACUUCCUUGUGUCUUGUUGAAUUUAAAUAUAUACUUCUAUAAACAUUGCCUUUUCUCUUUGCAGGGGAGAAUUCCAUCUAGAAUUUAUAUUUUACUAGAAGAAGUAGAUUAGAAAAUGUAAUCACUAGAGAAAUGCAGUGUGGUAGGAAAUCAUCACCAUUUUCAAAGGGCUCAGCCCUUACCAAAAUUGUGAAGUUCUCCACCCUGCCCAGCAGGUUCUAUGGUUCUCCAUUGUGGUAACUCACCUGAUUCUCCCUCCUUAACAGCAUUCCAUGUUCUAAAUCUUCCAUGCCUCUCUCAUCAAAACAUCAACAUUCAUUAGGUCAGUAUCCAGGAUCUUUACUUGAGUCCAUCACAAGGCCAACACCACAUUCAUAAAGAGAACAUAGGAAUAGUUAACAGGUCAAAACUUGUUGGAAGCACUUCUUAUUUUUCUCUGUCUUUAUUCCUGAAUCCUUUAUCUUUUCUGACUCCCAAUCUCCAAAUCAACUUUUCUCUUUCUUACUCCCUCUCGGUCAUUUCCCCUCCACAGUCAUUAAAGGUGGUAAGGGGAGCAUUCUGUUUCACUGCUGUAUAUA